Apis laboriosa (Himalayan honeybee) is the source of this 1474-nucleotide messenger RNA. Its product is annotated as retinaldehyde-binding protein 1. The coding region runs from base 225 to 1097 and encodes 290 amino acids. Lineage: Eukaryota; Metazoa; Arthropoda; Insecta; Hymenoptera; Apidae. The record is from RefSeq and is a predicted model, not a curated record. The transcript is spliced from 5 exons. Gene Ontology annotation, molecular function: phosphatidylinositol bisphosphate binding. Gene Ontology annotation, cellular component: membrane.
UUGACCGGUAGAACAGUCAUGAAAUCGAGCCGUAGCUACGUGACGAUUGGACUUUGAGCGGUCAAAGAUUGGAUCGAGAUGGUGGACAAGAGAAGACCUCCUUCUUCUCGUGCGAGAUAUAUUAGGUCACAGAUAUAUUGUGGUCGUCCUGCUAUGAGGAUCGUUUCGUGAUCGUAACGUGUCCAAUCAUCGAUCGAAAUAGGAAAAGGAGGUGAGGAGGAAAGAUGUCGGAAAAUAUGCCGUUUGAUUUGGAUUUGAAACUCCCGGGACCGGAAGCCUUGGCUGUCGCCAAGAAGGAGCUCAGAGAGACGGAGGAGAACGUGAAAGAGGGCCUCGCCAAGUUGAGGAUUUAUCUCGAGGAGGACAAGACACUCUACUUUAGAACGGACGAAGAGUUUCUUCUAAUCUUUCUGCGACCAUGCAAGUUCUACGCGAAGAGCGCGUACGAGUUGAUGAGGAGGAUCGCAGAAUUCAAGGAGAAGAACUCUUCUCUUUUGAACAAUCUGAUGCCAAACGACGAGGAAGUGUCGAUCACCAAGCACAACGUGGUAAACGUGAUCAAAGAGAGGGAUCACAAAGGGAGAAGGAUUCUCAUAGUUAACUGCGGAAAAACUUGGAAUCCGUCCGCUGUCAACAGCGACCAGAUGUUUCGAUUGUUUUAUUUGAUUCACCAGCUUGCCAUGCUUGAACCAGAAACUCAGAUAUACGGAAGCGUCGUGAUAAUGGACUUCGAAGGGAUGACCAUGAAGCAAGUGAUGGGGAUCACGCCGUCUUUCUGCAUGAGGCUUCUGAAUUUUAUCCAAGAUGCCAUACCCCUGCGUUUGAAGGAGAUACACAUAGUGAAACAACCGCUCUUGUUCAACAUGGUGUGGCAAAUGAUCAAGCCCCUCGUCAGGGAAAAAUUGAAGAACAGGUUGUACUUCCACGGUAGCAAGAUGUCUUCGUUUCACAAUUACAUUCCAGCCACGUAUUUGCCGGAGAAUUAUGGCGGUGAAUUGCCGAAAAUCAAUUACACUAGCGCCGAUUGGUAUCCGGUUUUGUUAAAGUACGAAGAUAAAAUUAAACAGUGGAACACGUAUGGAUUUCGACAACAAUGAACGAUUCGACAAAUAUGAAUAAAUUGACGAAAUUGACGACGAUAUUUCAACAAAUUUGAAAUUUAUUGAAAAUCUUCUUCUUCGUUCUUUGUCUUCGUAAUACGAUGUCGUACAAAAUAUUUUAAGCGAUAACGAUUUUUCUUCUAUUUCUAAAUUUAUUAACGUUUUUAUGUGUAUUUUUGUACGAAGAAUCAUUGUUUUUUAUACGAUACGAUACGUAUGAAAAAUAAUUUUUUAAAAAAGAUAGUUGUAAGUGUGAUUGAUUCGUAAAAUAUUUUUUGAUGCAAAAAAUGCAAGAGUCAAUAAGAAGGUUAAUCCCGGCAAUAAAUAAAAAAAAUUCAGUUUUUUCAACGCAGAUCAUGAUACAGUAAAAUUGA